AUGUUGCGCGUGCGCAUGAUGUCCUCGGGCCUGGAAGUGGCAUCGCUUUCUGCGGAAGACUUCGAGGACGGGACCGAGACAUCGGGAGGCAUCUCGGUGCGCCGUCUGAAAGUGUAUCUGUCGACGCUGACUGGGCAACCACGCUUCCGACAGCGGCUGCUGCAAAGCGGCAGCAUCUUGCACGACGACACGCAGCUUACUCUUCCAAUGGACUUGAGCUUGGUGCUCUUGUCAUUGUGCACCCCCGAAGCUGAGAAGCAAAGUGAGAUCCACCGCGCGAUUGUCGACGACGACGGCGCGGCGAUGGAUUCCCUUCUCCAGCACCCCUUCGACCCCAACCUCCCAGUGGUCGAAGAUGUUCCUUGUCUCUGUUUGGCGGCUGAGCAUGGGUCUCUGAAGUCGGGUCAGCUGCUCUUCGAAGCAAAAGCCGACGUUGGAGGUGGUGCCACUUCCUGGAUGCCACCGCUUCACAGCGCGAGUCGACGAGGCCACGGUGACUUCGUGCGGUGGCUGCUGGAGUCACGUGCUGAUGUAGGCCAGACAUUUACAGAUGGAGCCGCCAGAAUCACGACCACAGCCCUGCAUGUCGCUUGUGCGCGUGGCCACCUGGAUGUUCUGCAGGCCUUGAUAGAUGCAGGUGCCAACGUCAAUAUGCUGCCAACAGGCAGUAGCAGCCUGCGGCCCAUGAUGAUUGCGUGUGCUGGAGGCCAGAUUGAGGCAGCCCGGCUAUUGCUCCAGGCGCGCGCAGAGGUCGACUGCUCUUCGGCAGAUGGUACCACACCCCUCCUGUGCGCCUGUGAGAGGAAGAAGCUUGAUAUGGUGGACUUUUUGCUGGCAGCUGGCGUGGACAUGGAGAAAGCCACAUUUUCUGACCUCUUCCCACUGGCUGUCGCUUCAAUUCUGGGGCAUGAUGAAAUCGUGCGCUCGCUGGUUGCCGCUGGAGCGAACAUCGCUCGGCGCUGGCGGAGUCCAGAUGGGAUGCUACCCUUGCACAUCGCCUGCUCCAGCGGGCACCAGGAGACAGCUCGUGUCCUGAUCCAGGCCCAAGCCGACUUGAAUGUCAAAGCAAGUGGGAGCACACCACUUGACAUGGCCAACGCAUUUGGGCAUCAUGACGUCGCAGCUGUGAUCAUGGAGGCCAUGGCAGAUCUGCCACGGCCCAAGCGGAGGAGGACGAAAGGCCCUCCGUAG
Messenger RNA from Symbiodinium natans, 1191 nucleotides. The record is from the annotation of a GenBank genome assembly. Lineage: Eukaryota; Dinophyceae; Suessiales; Symbiodiniaceae.